Parastagonospora nodorum SN15 is the source of this 708-nucleotide messenger RNA. RefSeq lists its product as hypothetical. The record is from RefSeq and is a predicted model, not a curated record. The transcript is spliced from 2 exons. NCBI's taxonomy places the organism in Eukaryota, Fungi, Ascomycota, Dothideomycetes, Pleosporales, Phaeosphaeriaceae. The coding region runs from base 1 to 708 and encodes 235 amino acids.
AUGGCGUACGAACAUUCUGGAUCUCAUAGUCAUGGAAGCGGCUGGGUCCGCAACGGUCAAGUGCAAGACCAGAAUGGCUCCCGUCGGAUCUCAUACUCCCGGGAUGAAUAUUCUACACGUGAAGGAAACACAGCAUAUAGCAACACCAGAUCUAACGAUCGAAAUGAUGCAGCCGAUGAUCACUUGCACGACUACCAUUUCGACGGGUAUGCCUCAAAUUCCGGUACAAACCGAAAUAUGCACUCCCGCUAUCCUCGUCAGCAUAGUGAUCGCCAGGAAUCAUAUCGCCACCAAGACCUCCAUCGAGCAUGGCAGUCAGUCAAUCCAGAGAUUGAUCGGGUCAUCAACGAUGUCGCUGUACGUGAGGCAAUCUUGAGACUCGAAGGUCGCACCCACCAUCACAACUGCAGCUCCGCAAGGCAACUGCAACCGACAUUAUCUCAAAACCGUCGUCACCAAACGCAUUCCUCUGAGUGGUAUGAGAGGAACAGUCGGCCACUUGGACGAUCAAAUCUCCGCAAUCUGGAUUUGACCAGAGGCCCGACAAACGCAACGCGCCGAUGGAGGGAUGAAGACCAACGAUCGGGGCCAUACAACAAUAUUGGACAAGUGGGCCGGCAAUCUGACUACGAACGAGGUGCACCGCAACAGUAUGAACAGGAUGAAGAAGAGUACGAGUACGACGACCAAAGCGACACGCUGUACUGA